AUGGCUUCAGGAUACGGACUCGCUGGUGGCCCAUCCCGCUGCUUCCCCUUCUGGCAAGAAGUCCUCGCCUGCUACGUGACCAACACCUCGGCCGAAGACAACAGCGGCGCCGCAAAAUGCCAGCCCGUCCUCGAGGACUACUACGAGUGCCUGCAUCAUAAGAAAGAGGCCGCACGUACCCUCGCCCUGCAAGCCGCGUACCGCAAAGCCGAAGCCAACAUCAAGCGCGACGACGCGCCGAGCGCGGGGGAGAUAAGGCGUCUGGGCGUGUUGGAUGCGCCGCUCGAGGAGAAGAAUUUGAAGCCGAGCAAGUGGUUUCCGCACAAGGAGAUUAACUAGACUGGAAGUGAAUUGGUUUGGGGAGAUGGGAAUGAAAGUUCUCUGAGUAUUUUAUAUGCCUGUUUGAUCCAAGGUGAUGUGUGUUUUGCAUGUGUCAUGGUAUCAAUUGAUCCUCAUCCACGAAAU
This is a messenger RNA of Parastagonospora nodorum SN15, 465 nucleotides long. RefSeq lists its product as hypothetical. NCBI's taxonomy places the organism in Eukaryota, Fungi, Ascomycota, Dothideomycetes, Pleosporales, Phaeosphaeriaceae. The record is from RefSeq and is a predicted model, not a curated record. Gene Ontology annotation, biological process: mitochondrial respiratory chain complex I assembly. The transcript is spliced from 3 exons. The coding region runs from base 1 to 339 and encodes 112 amino acids.